Messenger RNA from Myxocyprinus asiaticus (Chinese sucker), 3751 nucleotides. Its product is annotated as gastrula zinc finger protein XlCGF57.1-like. Gene Ontology annotation, molecular function: DNA-binding transcription activator activity, RNA polymerase II-specific; RNA polymerase II cis-regulatory region sequence-specific DNA binding. The record is from RefSeq and is a predicted model, not a curated record. Gene Ontology annotation, biological process: regulation of transcription by RNA polymerase II. Gene Ontology annotation, cellular component: nucleus. The transcript is spliced from 2 exons. The coding region runs from base 134 to 1642 and encodes 502 amino acids. Lineage: Eukaryota; Metazoa; Chordata; Actinopteri; Cypriniformes; Catostomidae.
CAAUAAUAGAAGAAGACGCAUAACAUCGAUUAUUGUAAAUGUUGGGGAAUAUUUCCAUCUUUAAAUGAAGAAGUGUUUGAAGGAAUUAUUCCAGGUUUAACAUCUGAAGUCUGCAUGAUAUAAUACUGUAAUUAUGGAGUUUAUUAAAGAGGAGAGUGAGAACAUGAGUGAUCCAGAACACUGCAGAAUUAAAAACGAAGAUACUGAAGAACAAACAGGCCUGUUGGAACUAAAUGAAGUGGAGGAGAAAAAACAUCAGUAUCAGAAACAACAACAAACGACAACUGGAGAAACAUCUUUUAGUUGCUCACAAACUGAAAAUAAUUUCACACAAACAAGUGCUCAAACAGAAGCCAACAAUUCUUUCACCUGCACUCAGUGUGGAAAAAGUUUCAAAGAAAAAAGAGCUCUUAAUAGACACAUACAAAUCCACUCUGCAGAGAAGCCUUUUACAUGUCUUCAGUGUGGAAAGAGCUUCACAUUUAAAGCAAACCUUAAGGUGCACAUAAGAAUCCACACCGGAGAGAAGCCUUUUACAUGCAUUCAGUGUGGAAAGAGUUUCAAACAAAUUGAAGUUCUUACUAAACACAUGAGGAUCCAUACUGGUGAAAAGCCUUUCACAUGUCUUCAUUGUGGAAAGAGCUUCACAUUUCAAUCAAACCUUAAGGUGCACAUAAGAAUCCACACUGGAGAGAAGCCUUUUUCAUGCAUUCAGUGUGGAAAGAGUUUCCGCCUUAAUGAACUUCUUCAGAGUCACAUAAGAUUUCACACCGGAGAGAAGCCUUUCACAUGCCCUCAGUGUGGAAAAAGUUUCAGAAAUAAAGGAUAUCUUAAUAAACACAUUAGAUUCCAUGCUGGAGAGAAGCCUUUUACUUGUCCUCAGUGUGGAAAAAGCCUCUCAUGUAAAGCAGUUCUUAAAAAACACAUGAGGAUUCACACAGGAAAGAAGCGUUUUACAUGUCCUCAGUGUGGAAGGAGCUUCAUAUAUAAAGCAAAUCUUCAAGAUCAUAUAAGAAUCCACACUGGAGAGAUGCCUUUCUCGUGCCAUCAGUGUGGAAAGAGCUUCAGAUACAAAAGCAGUCUCGAUAGUCAUUUGCACAUCCAUUCUGGAGAAAGGUCAUUUAACUGUGAUCAGUGCAGUAAAACAUUUCUUGUGGGAUCAUACUUAAAAAGACACCUGAAAACGCAUGCAGUUGAGAAGCCUUACUUGUGUUCUAUCUGUGGAAAAAGGCUUUCAAGUCAGGGAUAUUUAAAAGUGCACCAGAAAAUACACACCGGUGUGAGAGAUCAUGUAUGUUCUGAGUGUGGGAAAUCCUUCACUACAAUUGAAGGCUUGAAAAGUCACCAAAUAAUUCAUUCUGGAGAAAAACCUCACAAGUGCUCACACUGUGGAAAGAACUUCAAUCGAUCAGGAAACCUGAAAACACACGAGAGAGUUCAUACUGGAGAGAAGCCAUAUCACUGCACUUCAUGUGGGGAAACUUUCAAAAAAUCAAGUAGUUUAAAGGUUCAUUUGAAAAAGCGUUGCGCAAAGUCGCAAAGUGAGCAGAGUUCAUUUUCAGGUCCAAAUACAUCAUUAGAAAUUCAGAUAAACCAAAAGAUGGACUUUCUCCAAACAGAAUUAUUUAAUCAAAUAGAGUAAUGAGCUAAAAUUACCAGUAGUGUAAUUGCAUUUAAAAAUGUUUUGCUGUGAAAUAUAGGGAUGUGCCUGGGUGGUCAACUAAUUGACUUGUCAUCCAACAACUGAAUAACUGAUUAGUGCAUUCAACUAACAUUAAUUUUUUUAGUGGUAGUGGUUUUAAUGGGAGACGCAACUUCUUGGAGAGCGUUUUUGCGUGAUUAUAGCUUGCUAUGCUUAAAAGUGGUUAAUAGUCAGCACAGUAAAACCCUUUGCAAGAAGUUUUGUCUCUUAAAUGCUUUAAGUCCAUUUAUGCAUUGCUGCUGUUACAGCAAUCAAACGCUGCAUCAACAACACAUUAAAAGACAAUCGCUCUCAGACGUUAAAUCCUCUGCUGUGAGUAAUAUUCCCAUAUUUGUGAAGGUUCAUGAAGAGAUUAAAGUCUUUUGCUGAUUUUGUCUGAAACUGCCUAAAUAAAUAGUUGCAGUAAAAUAUGUUUAAACUGCUUGAUGUCAUGAACUCGAUGUGUACUCGUGUUAUCUUGCAGUUCUGCGCUUUUAAGUGCACAGCGAUGGGGACUUCCAAGCUCUCUGUUUACAUUAAAGUGCAUCAUUCUGCGUUCAGGAUGCGCAUACACGUUUUGUGCCACUCCUUAUUGAAGCCAUUCUUAUUUUUUGUUUUUUUAACUUUUGUCUAUGAUAGUUUUGUGCAAUAAGAUGUUAUAGUUAUUUAGCCUAAUUAUUUGUUGCAUAACUGUUAGUAACCAUGAUGAAAUGCUGCGCUUAGCGUCCAUAUAUCCUUCUGAAAUGCGUCUGAUCAGGGUUACAUGAGCCUAUUAUCUUUUGUUGAUUUUGAAAAUUGGUAGUUUUGCACAUCCCUUGAAAUGACCAUUCUUUUUGAGAUACUUUGUGUGUUGUUUGUUCAGUACUAGUAGCAUUAGUAGCCUUUGUCAAACAAUGGCUACAGCAGUGGGGUCCUGGGUAGCUCAGCGAGUAUUGACGCUGACUACCACCCCUGGAGUCACGAGUUUGAAUCCAGGAUGUGCUGAGUGACUCCAGCCAGGUCUCCUAAGCAACCAAAUUGACCCGGUUGCUAGGGUGGGUAGAGUCACAUGGAAUAUAUGACUCUAUAUCUAUAUAAAUAUCUAAUAUCCACCUCCCUGUGGUCGCUAUAAUGUGGUUCUCGCUCUCGGUUGGGCACGUGGCGAGUUGUGCAUGGAUGCCGCGGAGAAUAGCGUGGGCCUCCACAUGCGCUAUGUCUCCACAGUAACGCGCUCAACAAGCCACGUGUUAAGAUGCGCGGAUUAACGGUCUCAAACGCGGAGGCAACUGAGAUUUGUUCUACGCCACCCGGAUUGAAGUGAGUCACUACGCCACCAUGAGGACUUAGAGCGAAUUGGGCAUUCCAAACUGGGGAGAAAUUAAUAAAACAAAAACAAUGCAGUCUAUUGAAUUUCCAUCCAUAUCCUUAGCCGUGGGAACUGAAGACUUUUCACGAUCCAAAUAGCACCAAAAAAGUAUAAUAAAAUUAGUCCAUACAAGUUGUGUUCUCAAUGUUAAAAUUAUUCUAAAGCCGUACGAUCACCUUAUGUGAGGAACAGACCAAAAUAUAACAGCAAGAUUUCCAGUAAAUAAUAACAUAAAUAUUGCUCUGUUCCUCACACAGUGCUUUCGUAUGGCUUUAGAAGACUUUGGAAUAUAUUGCAAAAGUUGUAUGGACUAUGUUAUUAGUGCUUUUUCCUUCAGUUAUUUGUGGAGUUUGACAGCCAUGAGAACCAUCCUCUUUCAUUGAAUGAAAAAAAGCAGUGUGCAUAUCUCCAGAUAUUUUUUGUUUUGUGUUCCAUGUAAGAAAGAAAAACAUAGAGGUGUUGUUUAAUUUUUAAAGACAGAAUGUUAAUUUUUUUGGUCAUCUAUUUCUUGUAUGCAUUAACCUUGGUUACAAGAAGAAAAAAAUGGCAAAUAGCAAUUUGUAAAUAUUAUUGCCUUUUCAAAAUGAAAAUGUUUUACUUGUAUACAUGUUCUCUGUGUUAUUGAAUAUACAGGUGCAUCUCAAUAAAUUAGAAUGUCAUGGAAAAGUUCAUUUAUUUCAGUAAUUCAACUCAAAUUGUGAAACUCGUGUAUUAAAUAAAUUCAA